UGCUCAUCAACUGGACUGCAGUAAACAUGAACAUCAUUUUAGAAUAUAUGCUUCUUCUUUCCAUUGCAAUUUAUUCAUAUCUGGAAUCUUUUGUGAAAUUGUUCCUGCCAGUGAGCAGGAAAUCAGUUGCUGGAGAUAUUGUUUUGAUUACAGGAUCAGGACAUGGCAUAGGACACAGAACAGCUCUUGAAUUUGCCAAGCACCAUAGCAUUCUUGUCUUGUGGGACAUCAAUCAGAAAGGCGUUGAGGAGACAGCAGAUGAAUGCAGGAAACUUGGAGCUACAGCUCAUGCCUUUGUUGUGGAUUGCAGUAACUGUAAUGAUAUUUAUAGAUGUGCUGAAAAGGUCAAGCAGGACAUUGGAGAUGUGGAUAUUCUAAUAAAUAAUGCUGGAGUGGUUUUUGGCACAGAAUUUCUUGAGCUCCAAGACCAUCACAUUGAAAAGACAUUUAGUGUCAACAUACUUGCUCACUUCUGGGUUAGUACUAUGCACAGAAAUACAGGAGUAUCCAACUUUUUUGGAACCUCCAGACGCUGGUAAAAAUUACCUGUUUCCCAAUAUAUGCUGAAAGGACCCCACUUCACCUUCUAUAUCUUAAAACUCUCCCACCUGCUGUUGCUGUCGUUACUCUCCUGUUCAAAGUAAUUACAUACAUGUUAACUCUAGUUUAUCCAGGAG
This is a messenger RNA of Xenopus laevis (African clawed frog), 677 nucleotides long. It is a transcript of the gene hsd17b13.S, whose product is annotated as 17-beta-hydroxysteroid dehydrogenase 13-like. NCBI's taxonomy places the organism in Eukaryota, Metazoa, Chordata, Amphibia, Anura, Pipidae. The transcript has 3 exons. The record is from RefSeq and is a predicted model, not a curated record. The coding region runs from base 27 to 539 and encodes 170 amino acids.